This is a messenger RNA of Lagopus leucura (white-tailed ptarmigan), 395 nucleotides long. Its product is annotated as NADH dehydrogenase [ubiquinone] iron-sulfur protein 2, mitochondrial-like. The transcript has 3 exons. The record is from RefSeq and is a predicted model, not a curated record. Gene Ontology annotation, molecular function: NADH dehydrogenase (ubiquinone) activity. Lineage: Eukaryota; Metazoa; Chordata; Aves; Galliformes; Phasianidae. Gene Ontology annotation, biological process: mitochondrial electron transport, NADH to ubiquinone. The annotation marks the transcript as partial.
AGCGCCAAGGGCAAGAUGGCGGCGCUGCGGGCACUGGGGCGGCUGCGGGCGGCUUCGGGGCUGCGGGCGGCGGCGGCGCGGAUCGGGUCCGGUCCGACCCGGGGGGGCCACCAAUGGCAGCCCGAUGUGGAGUGGGCUCAGCAAUAUGCCGGCGCUGUGAUGUAUCCCAGCAAGGAGACUGAGAAGUGGGUGCCCCCACCCUGGAACGACAAGGACCCCCCCGCCCACAAGAAGGUCUCCAGCCUCACCAUCAAUUUCGGGCCGCAGCACCCGGCUGCCCACGGGGUCCUGAGGUUGGUGAUGGAGCUGAGCGGGGAGACGGUGAGGAGGUGCGACCCCCACAUCGGGCUGCUGCACCGCGGCACCGAGAAGCUCAUCGAGUACAAAACCUACCU